AUGCAUAAAUCGAAUGAAGAUUGUUUUUAUUUUCUUACAUCAUCCUGUGCAAAAGGUUUAUCAUGUACAUAUCGACAUAGCCCAUUAGCUUUAACAUGCAACGUUCUUUGUCCAGCUUGGCUACGUGGUAAUUGUCCUGAUCCUGCUUGUCCGUUUCGUCAUAGUACUGCUCAGCGUCCAAUGAUAAGUAACGGUAUAUUAUGUUUCUAUGAAAAUACAGCAAAGGGUUGUUUAAAACUUGAUUGUACAUUUAUUCAUUCACGUCCACGAAUGAAUCUACGAAAUACAUCAACAAUUCGACCUUCAUCAACAAAUCUCAUUACAAAAGAUGCAACUAAAUCCAUUGUUAAUAAUACUCUUUCUAUUGGCAUAUCACAAACAACGCCUGUUCCUAAUUCUAAUAUCAAUUCUUCUCAACCAACAAUCAGUGAAACAGAAUUAGUCAUACCAAUUAGUACAAUUGAAUCAUCAUCAACUUCUGACAUAUCGUUACCGAUACUUAAAACUGAAACGAUAACACCACGUCGUAUUGCAAUACCAUCAGAUAUUGAUCAAUCAAAUGAACAUAAGAAUUUAUCAGAUAACAACAAUAAUAAUAGUCCAAGUUUGAAUAAAUCUAUUAGUCGUAGUGUAAUUACAAAUUCUUCCAAGUCCAACCAAGAAGAGAUAACAACAACACAAUCACGAUUAGUUGCUAAUCGAAAUGUUGUUAUUGCUGAAACACCGUGUGUUCCAAAUCGAAAAAUUGUUCCCACAACAUUAUCAUCAUCAUCAAAUCGUGUUGUUGUUUCAUCUGAUAGUAAUAAUUCACCUGAAAAACAUAAAAAGAUUGAUAUUGAUUCAGUCGGACAAGAAAACGAUACAAAAAAAAUUAAACAAGUUUCUCAAUCAACCAUUGAUACCUCAUUUCCUUAUACAACAUCAUCGAUUACUAAUCGUUUAUUGAUGUCAUUAGAAGAAACAAUGUCAACGAAUGAUACAAAACCAAUACGAUUGAAUCGUGAUCGUUUGCCCGCAACAAAAACAUUCAGUGGAAACUCAUCUAUUUCUGUUUCCACACCAACCAAUGAAGAAAAGGCAUCUGCGGUUUUAUUAUUUAUUCGUAGACGAUUCCAGAAAAAACCAAUAUCUCCGCCUCGAUCAAUCAAUUCUUCUACUUCAAUAACUGCAAUUAAUAAUAUGAAUACUAAUUUGUCUACUAAUCGUAAUGUUAUUACCUCAUCUCCUAAUGAACGUAAACGCAGAGCAACAGAAACAACAAUUGAUGAUACACCACCGCCAAAACGUAUGUCUAAUUCGUUAUCUCAACAUCAAUCUUCUCUUCGUCAACGGAUCUCAUCUCUCAAUACAUCUACACAUUCGUCUUUAUUAUCGAGUCAGGAUAAAAAUUUGGAAAAACAAACCGACGAAUCUAGUGCAAAAAUUUUUGAAAGAAAAAGCUCUUCAUCGACUACAAUGGAACCACGCCAAUCAAUAAUUUCUUCGUCUGUACGCCCACGUGUUAUACCACAAUUGAUUGUUUCACCUUCUUUAAAACCAUCAUCAUUGAUAACAACAAAAACACCACAACCACGACAAUUAUCAUCAGUCGUUAUUAAGCAACCUUUAACUGCAAUAAUGAUGGCUUCUCAAACAUCGACAAAAUCAAUUGAACAAACUCCAAUAAAUAUUACUGAUAAUAAAAGUUCAUCCACUAAACGAACUGCAGAACCUCAAUCAUCAAAUACUUCAAAUCAAGAUGAUAAAAAUCAAUUACUCAAACCUAACGAAUCUAGUGAUGUUGUUGAUACAUUUGCAUUAAUUGAUGAAGCUUUACUCGAAGCUGAUCAUCUUCUUGAACUUUUGUGA
Rotaria sp. Silwood2 is the source of this 1848-nucleotide messenger RNA. The record is from the annotation of a GenBank genome assembly. Lineage: Eukaryota; Metazoa; Rotifera; Eurotatoria; Philodinida; Philodinidae.